This is a messenger RNA of Dendronephthya gigantea, 1602 nucleotides long. Its product is annotated as peroxidasin homolog. Bases 1 to 1110 code for a protein of 369 amino acids. The transcript has 8 exons. The record is from RefSeq and is a predicted model, not a curated record. Lineage: Eukaryota; Metazoa; Cnidaria; Anthozoa; Malacalcyonacea; Nephtheidae.
AUGACAAUACGAAUGAAACCAAAUGUGACAACAAAUUGUUCCAGUCCACUCAUCGUCGACGAAGGCGAUGAUGUCAUAUGUGAGUGUAAAUGUAAAGAUGGCAACCCUCCAGCAAAGUGUACUUGGUAUGGCAAUGACGGCAAGAUUGUGAAGGAAGGAUUGAAGCUUAACGCAUUAUUAACACGGCGUAAUGUUAGUGAACAAGAUAGUGGAAAAUACAAGUGUGUUGGUUUAAGUCAUACUGCACGGAAUGAAACGUCUAUAAAUGUAAAAGUUAAAUUCAAACCUAAGAAUACACGCAUUGAGUUCUCAAUGAACCCAGCUGUGAUCAAUGGAUCAGUAAACGUAACGUGUGCAUCUGAUGGGUUUCCUGGACUCAAUUAUGCUUUUACCCAUAAUAAUACUGAUCUCAAUAUUACCGGCAACGUGUAUGUCAUACACAAAGUGGCGUGGAAGGAUGCUGGAACAUACAAAUGCACUGCAAAUAAUACACUGGGAAACGAUUCUGAUUCCAAAAUAUUAACAGUUGUCCCAGAAUUAAAAUCAUCAUCAGCAAUAAUGGCAUCAUCAACAAUCAUGCCAUCACCAACUGUCAUGCCAUCAUUAAAAACACCAGUACCAACAAACACGACCACUUCGUCAUCGACACCAAAAGGUAAUGGUACUAACGAUAAUGGUAGUAAGGGAUCAAACAUUCCUGCCAUUGCUGCAGGAGCUGCUGCUGGUGGGGCCGCGUUGGCUGGCAUGGCCGCUCUCUAUUAUAAAUCAAAAAAAGGAGGCAACAAAAGUAACGUUAAUCCAAAUGGCUCUAGAGUGAUCUCAAACCACGGAAUGGAGGCCAUAGAUGGAAACGCCUACGAUACACCCGAUAAGAGUGAAGGGUCUCAGAAAACGGAGAAGCCUGCUGCAGACUCCCACGUCUAUGCAGCUGUCGAUAAAGAAAACAGAAAAGGAAACACGUUGUAUUUAUCUCUGGACUCUGAGGCGCUGAAAAGACCGUCACAGAAGAAACCAGCGGAAAGCCUACCUAAAAAUGUACCAACUGAGUAUGCGAGCAUCGACUUCAUGAAGACUGCGAAGACACCAAAUGACGACAGUGUUUCAACCUAAAUGUGGUAGCGAGGUACUAGUAGGGAUGUUGCGGGGUAAAUUUAGUAGUCUCCAUUUAGUCAUAUACUUGUCUUAAAUAAUUGUCUCGACGAUUUGCAUUUUACGUGAGUUAUCUGCAACACUCAAUAUGAGCAUUUUGAUUUUGUAGUUUUUGAUUAAACAUUUUGUAGUUUUCCACGGUGGGGAGCCUCGCCGUUGAUGCACGUUCCUGUAGUAAGCAUAUAUAUAGAGAGUAGGUUGUAAGACAACAUAUUCAAGGAAAUAUCAGUGGGAAUAAAAUAUACGCGUAGUUUAACUGCAGAAAAUAUAGAAAUCAUUUAUAAGUAGAAAGUCUUACAUUUUCAUACCUUGUGUGAGAUUUUCAAUGAUGUUUCUGCAAAAUUGGCCAAGCCAACAGCUUUCAUUUUCAUAGUCACAAGAGACACUAAACUAAACGUCUUUAAAUGCAAUCCCAAAUGUUUCACAAUAAACACUAAACUGCGUGGAUGUCCA